Messenger RNA from Styela clava, 3990 nucleotides. Its product is annotated as polypeptide N-acetylgalactosaminyltransferase 16-like. The record is from RefSeq and is a predicted model, not a curated record. NCBI's taxonomy places the organism in Eukaryota, Metazoa, Chordata, Ascidiacea, Stolidobranchia, Styelidae. Gene Ontology annotation, molecular function: polypeptide N-acetylgalactosaminyltransferase activity. Gene Ontology annotation, cellular component: Golgi apparatus. Gene Ontology annotation, biological process: protein O-linked glycosylation.
UUGCUGCAUUCACAAGUCAAUUUUUUCAUGUGGUUUCAGGUGUCGCGAAAAUUAAUUGGCGACGUUAUGAACUUUGCCGUCGGCGUUGUCUGGUGAUGAUUCAUAGCGACGACAUCAAAUACAGAAAUAGAACGACUGGCUUAAGAAUUGUACCUUAACGUAGAGUAAACAAAGAUUUUUAACAUCGUGGAAUUGCAAUAUUGGAAAAUUCUGAAAUGACUUGAUGAUGCAAUAUCGGAUUUGGGAACUGAAAACAUGAAGCCCUUCUCUUUGCGAACUUUUAAAAUAGGCAUAGUCGUUGCUCUCUUUUGUUGGACAAUAAUUAGUUGUUUUUCUUGGACAAAAAGGGGAAAAUUCUUCGCUAAGAGUGAGGAAAAAGUAAAGUUGAAUACAGAAUUCAAUUUUGAAAGAUACAUAGCCCAGCAAAAAUUUAAGUCAGAAGAUCCUUAUAUAAGAAAUUCAUUUAAUCAAAAACGAAGUGAUGAAAUACGCACAGAUAGAGAUUUACCUGAUUCACGGAAUCGACAAUGUCUCAACCACCAAUAUAACCUCAAAAUACUUCAGAAAAAGAAAACUUCGGUUAUAAUCACUUUUCACAAUGAAGCGAGAUCUACUCUUCUGAGAACUGUGGUUAGUGUACUAACAAGAAGUCCGGAAGAACUAAUAAAAGAAGUUAUAUUGGUUGAUGAUUUCAGUGAUGAUCCUGAUGAUUGCAAAAUGCUUGAAAGGAUUCCAAAAGUUAGAUGUAUUCGAAAUACACAGAGAGAAGGUCUGAUAAGGUCUCGGGUGUCUGGUGCCAUCCGAGCUGUUGCUCCAAUCUUAACUUUUCUUGAUUCGCAUUGUGAAUGUAAUGUUGGAUGGUUGCCACCUUUAUUGGAAAGAGUUACAGAGGACUCCACAAGAGUGGUUAGCCCCAUUAUUGAUAUAAUAAAUAUGGAUAAUUUCAAUUAUAUGUCGGCAUCGGCAGAUCUGAGGGGUGGCUUUGAUUGGAGCUUGCAUUUUAAAUGGGAACGACUCGAUGCAGAAACACUAGAAAAGCGAUAUGACUCCGUCGGCCCCAUUAGAACUCCUGUGAUAGCUGGAGGCCUGUUUGUCAUUGAUAAAUAUUGGUUCAAUAGACUUGGAAAAUAUGAUACUGCAAUGAACAUUUGGGGAGGCGAAAAUUUUGAAAUUUCAUUCAGAACGUGGAUGUGUGGGGGAACCCUUGAAAUCAUACCUUGCAGUAGAGUUGGACAUGUCUUCAGAAAAAAGCAUCCGUAUACUUUUCCUGACGGAAACGCUAAUACUUAUAUAAGAAACACAAGAAGAACGGCAGAAGUAUGGAUGGACGAUUAUAAAAAAUAUUAUUUUGCUGCAAGACCGUCCGCAAUAAAUAAAAAUUAUGGAAAUAUUGAUGAAAGAAAAAAGUUGAGAAAAGAUCUUCAAUGCAAAACUUUUGAAUGGUAUCUGGAUACAAUUUAUCCACAGCUCAGAAUACCAUUGUUAACAAAUCCAUUGUCAACUUUUAUACUUCGUGUUAAAGAUGAUGAUAAUUGUGUUGGUCCAUCAUCGGAACAAAUUCUUGAGUUUCAAUCUUGCAGUAAAAAUGAAGAAAAUCAGAUUUGGAAAUUGUCUCCAGAAGGUCACCUUGAACAUCAGGGUACACGCAGAUGUGCAGAGCCUGUUAAAAUGCUUGAUAAAUUACAUAUUGUGUUGACACCAUGCAUGGGAAGCAUUUCUGAUCAAAGAUGGAAGAUAAAAGACAAUAUGAUCAUUCAUAGGAUCAGUGAACUUUGUGUAUAUUCAUGCCCGACUGUUAAUGGAGCCCCGUUGCAUCAAUUAACGCUAGUCAACUGUAAAUCUAAUUCUACGCAAAAACCAACUGAAUGUAGAGAAUGGAAUAAAAUUGUAACAGAACGAUAGUGACAUCACCAAUAAAUUGGUUUUGUUAGUAAGGAUUUCAUACUUGCUGAUAUUUUUCAAACGGCAUAUAAAAAACUGGUGCUGCAGAUAAAUAUGGUGGAAUGCUUCUUCGUGUCUUACCCAAUCAUAGAUUGUGUCUUAUGAAUGAGAUUGAGUCAAAUUUUAAAGUUUUCACUUAGAAUUUGGUGUUAAUUGUGUAAUCUACUAGCACUAGUAAAUCACAUUGGGUUUUGUUUGGAAAAUCGAAAAAAAAAUUAUGAAACGUUUUUGAGAACUGUGAAAUCUACCAUUGUGCAUUUAAAUUUGGCUAACAGAAUUAUUUUUAAUAAAUUUUAAAACUAGUAAAAUCUUGGGAUAAAGAUCCCUAGCAUGUGGACUAUUUUAACACCAUAAUCACAACCAAGUUGAACCAACAUAUUGCGGUCAUCAUAUUUGUCAAACCACCUGUCAUAACUUUGACAAGUCUAUAUUCAUUACAUUAUUUUGAUAAAUUAGAAACAUUAGAUUUGAUUUUGAACUGAAAAACAAUUGGACUGUCAUUACGAAAUUUGGUAAAACACUUUUUGCUUUAAACAAAGUUUCAUCUCAUAUGUUCUGAUUGUGAUUUUUAUUGGUAUUUGUCUGUCCGUACUGUGAUCCACUGUGUUCCUUGUCAAACAAAUAUACGAUUUUGGGGCCUUUUUUGUGAUAGAAUUUACAACUGCAAUAUUAGUAACAUAUGUGCCUUUUCUGUAUCUUUAAUGUAUCAUGCAGUACAUAGUAAUUGUGGUGCUGAUUAUGGUUAAUCUAAAGUAAAUGUGUAGUUUUUAAUUUUCGACACAAUGCCAGUGUUAUCCAUUCUGUAAGUCUUAUUUUGAUUCGUUUUUGUAUUGGUCAUCAUAUGAUCAGUAUUAAAAUCUGAAAGUCAUAAAUUAAAUUACGAAAAUUUUUUUUUGAUAUUUAACUAAUGGUAGGCACAUACAUGUAUGUAUUGUAAAAAAUGUAAUUAAACAUUGAUCAAAAUAAUAAAAAACUGACUUCAUAACAAAAUUGAAAUGGGACCUUAUGAAUGAACACCUUGUAUGUACUAUACUUUUUUGAAGAAUCAUUUUACACCAUGUCUCGGACUUACAUUUUCCUAUGGAUGAAAUUUUGAAAUAUUUCAGAAUUGAGCCCAAUCCUACCAGUAAAUCAUGUAGUUCUGAUCUGUGUAUAAGUGUAUUACACCUUAAUGGAGUGGUUCUCAACCUUUUUUUCCUCCCUACCUGUGCAUUGAAAAAUCAGUUCACGUUAUUUGUUCAAUUUUUAAAAGAUACUUAGCUGAUGUUAUGCACGACUCUCAGUCUGGGUUUACUACGAUUUGAAUAGUCCAUAAUGCGUGCAUACAUAUGUAUUACAAUAAAAGUAACUAAUAUUAGUAGAACUGCACUGAAUACAAAGUAAUAUUUCUGUAUUUCCUCCAAGAAAAACAAAACCCCUCUUUGGUUGGGAAACACUACCUUAAUGCAUGUAAUAAUGUGAAAUAACGUAGAUAGUUGCUUUAUUUGAGUGACAUAUUUCUAAAUAUAUGCAGUGUUAUUAAGCUCUUUCUGUCCAUAAUUUAUUUUUAUUUUAAAAACCAACAAGUGCUAUCAAUUAUCGGUGCAAAUAUUUUCUUGUUAUCAUUUUAUCAAACAAUAUAUUAUGGUGCUAUUCUGGUAGAACUGUUAAUCCAAUACUCCUGUUAAUCAUCAUGACAAAUGUAAUCUAUCCUUUGAAGUUAAAUUUAACAGACAUGGAAUUUUGCUUAUCAAGACAUUGACGUACUACUUUCUAAUCUUAUAAGCGUUUCUCAAAGUUAUAACACGUAAUGUUCUAAAUUUAUGCAUGAUAUGUGUACCUAUUUGUUUUUGAACGCCUGAAAAGUUUUAUACCGCUGAGUUUGGGAUUCGAAAAAAAAGGGACGAAGCAAAAAAUAAAUCUUUGAAGCAUUACAAGAAGUCAUGAUUAUGAAAAAAAAAUUUCUGAAAACUUUUCCAUAUGUUCUUAACACUUAAUGUUCUAAAUUUAUGCAUAUGUUAUGUGUACCUAUUUAAGUUUUGAAGGCCUGAAGACUUUUAUACUGCUAAA